Exophiala spinifera is the source of this 1203-nucleotide messenger RNA. RefSeq lists its product as uncharacterized. Gene Ontology annotation, cellular component: ribosome. Lineage: Eukaryota; Fungi; Ascomycota; Eurotiomycetes; Chaetothyriales; Herpotrichiellaceae. The record is from RefSeq and is a predicted model, not a curated record. The coding region runs from base 1 to 1203 and encodes 400 amino acids. Gene Ontology annotation, molecular function: RNA binding; structural constituent of ribosome. The transcript is spliced from 2 exons. Gene Ontology annotation, biological process: translation.
AUGAGUGUCGCAAGAUCCUCAGAGUGUGUCUUUUGCCUAUUUUCCCGACCUUCGCGCCCUGCUUCGAUCGCUCGCCGAAGAUUCCACUCCUCUCCCAUUCAUCAGAAGCGAAAGCCACGCUUUCCCAGCGUCAAAGCUGCCGUCAAUGAAAUAGAUCUGAACAAAGCCGGCAAGGAUCUUCUGAACCCAGAAGCGAACAAGGAUUAUACCUCCCAGAAUUACACGCCCGAGCAACUUGCCGCCAUCAAGGUAGCACAAAAACUUAUCGACCCUGAAAAGCUGUACCGUACGACGAGCAACCGGAAAGAUCCGUGGAGAGUCAAGUACUAUGAUGAUCUGGCAAAGAUAGACCCCGUCGUGGAUAAGCCAGUCCAACAUCCUUGGACAAAUCUCGAUGACAAUUCGCGGCUCAAAACCGAUGAAGAGUUUGAAGACGACCUGGUCAAGCUCAUGCACGAAAUCCCGAGCCCUCGUAAUGAGGACGACUUUGACACGGCACUUUGGGAUAAAUUCGACAAGAAUCUCAGACUGACUGUCGGAAAAGAGGAAGCCGAGAGGCAGCCUCGCACGGCAAUGGUUCCAGAUCUGCCAAACAUCUCUCCUCCACCUCCCAAAGGCAACCAGGCUCGUGGCAAGUUUGACCAGGAAUCGCCUGCGCUUGCUACUUUGAUGCACAUGACGGGCCUGGACAGACAAGCGCUCCUCCAACUCCGAGUCAAGUCGGUCGUUCAACGCACAGUCGCAAACCAGACACGUUUGGGAAAGAUCCGAAAAACCUAUUGGUUGUCCGUGGCUGGAAACGAACAGGGCAUGAUCGGCAUAGGAGAAGCCAAAGGCACGGAACCUGGAGAAGCGUUGAUCCAGAGCCAAUACCGGGCGAUUCGAAACAUGAAACCGAUCAUACGGUACGAAAAUCGGACGACGUAUGGAGAUCUGAGUGCCAAAGUUAGUGGAACGGAGUUGGAACUAUACGCGCGACCACCAGGAUUUGGUCUCCGCUGUCAAAAGUACAUCUGGGAAGUGUGCAAGGUCGCAGGUAUCCACGAUCUUGCUGCCCGCGUCACACGAUCGAGAAAUCCUAUGAACACCGUCAAGGCGACUGUGCAGGCACUGCUGGGCCAAAAACACCCUGAGGAUAUUGCACGAGCUCGGGGGAAGAAGCUGGUCGAUGUCCGCAAGGUGUAUUAUGCCGGACAACUAUAA